Molecule: messenger RNA, 811 nt
Organism: Opisthorchis viverrini
Lineage: Eukaryota; Metazoa; Platyhelminthes; Trematoda; Opisthorchiida; Opisthorchiidae
Exons: 5
Coding region: 1-636 (211 amino acids)
Biological process (GO): microtubule cytoskeleton organization; intracellular signal transduction; protein phosphorylation
Cellular component (GO): cytoplasm
Molecular function (GO): protein serine/threonine kinase activity; ATP binding; tau-protein kinase activity
Source: RefSeq, a predicted model, not a curated record
AUGCGAGCCGCUACGGGAUUUAUCGCUGGCCUCAAAUCCAUGGACUACGAAACGCGUCUCGCAAUGCUUGAUCUCUUUCCCCUGGAGUACCGUCGCCUUCAAGGGGACCUGAUUCUUACUUAUGCCCUGUUUGAAAAAAGCUUGGCCAACAGGUUUUUCACCGUUGACCCAGCAAACACACGGCGGGGACAUGGUCUCGUGAAAAUGGGCGUUCACUGUGUGACGGGAAAGAAAGUCGCAGUGAAAAUCGUAAACCGAGAGAAACUCAGUGAGAGCGUGCUACAAAAGGUUGAGCGUGAAAUAGCAAUCAUGAAACUGAUAGAACACCCCCAUGUACUUGGACUGUAUGAUGUCUAUGAAAAUCGUCGCCAUCUCUACUUGAUCUUGGAACACGUUUCCGGUGGAGAGUUAUUUGACUACCUAGUGAGGAAAGGCCGACUCGUUCCUAAGGAGGCUCGGCGAUUUUUCAAGCAAAUCAUAUCCGCCUUGGACUUCUGUCACAGUCACUGUAUAUGCCAUCGGGACUUAAAACCCGAAAAUUUGCUACUGGACGACAAGCUCAACAUCCGGGUAGCAGAUUUCGGCAUGGCUUCCUUGCAACCCGAAGGUUCUCUUCUGGAAACAAGCUGCGGGUGAGUAGAUCGCUACAAACGUCAUGCCAAAAGCAGUCUGUGUAUAUCUGAAAAAUGCCAACCACUUCUUUUUACUGAAGUUCAUCAGAGUGUUUAUCGAUUUCCAUCCCUAAUCCAUUUGUCUGUGAUGUGGUCCUAUUCAGAAAGAAUCCACCUCCUCAAUUUUCUGUUGCUGAUUU